This is a messenger RNA of Linepithema humile (Argentine ant), 20587 nucleotides long. Lineage: Eukaryota; Metazoa; Arthropoda; Insecta; Hymenoptera; Formicidae. The record is from RefSeq and is a predicted model, not a curated record.
AAUUUUGAUUGAUGUUUUAUUUUAAUAUUGGUUUUUUCGUUUUCGAGCAAUUUUAUUUCUUUCGCGUUACUUUUAUCACCAAUUCAUUGAUAUCGCGAAUGGGAAUCAUCUUGCUUUCACGAUCGACGGACACACGGACGUCAGCAGACGGGAUCGUGUGAAAAUGGUCUAAACAGUUCCAAAUUGUGCCUAAGUUAUGAGAUUACGUUUUUACGACUUGCAGUAGCACGAACGAAAAUAGAUGAGAGUAUUGUAGCAGCAAACCGAUUCAGUUCGAGCGCGCUUGACCGGCGAACGCGAUAGAGACAAAAGCGGUGUAUAAAGUUUCUUAUUAAAGUAUAAAUUAAACAAGGGUGUAUAUUACCUUAUUACCAUACGUUCCAGGGCCGUCCGGCCGCCAUCUUGCGUUCGACCUUAUGUUCCGUUUUUUCGAAUAAGUGCAAUUAGGUACACGAACACGAUCCACACAUGCAUACACUCACAGACACGCUCCAAACAUACACAUACACGCGAGACACGUCGAGGAAAAAUGGAGUAAAACGAACUGUUACGCGUUAGGUUACCGUUUUUUAAAUUCUAUUUUCAAUUCAUCGCAUUCUCGAAUGUUGGGAUUUUCGUGAUCAACGAAGAGCUGGCCUGUCGUUCAUAUAGGGAUACACGGUUUUCACACCUACACACACACACGCACACACGAAUACACGCACGGGACACAAGUACAUGUGUACACAAUCAAGCGACCGACGUCGAUUCGACGAAAAGAAAGGGCACUGCCUUCGCGUGCACGCAGAUCUUCCCUCCCCGAAAUCGCUCGCAAUUUAUCUCAAAUGAUAAUGCAACAAAAUUAUUUUGUGUUUAAUCUAAAUUCCCGGCUGCGAUAUGCGCAUUUCUAUUCCCUGUUAUCGUUGCGCUCGAUAUAUAUAACGAGCAUUGCUCGUUGUCGAUAUCGAUCGCACACGAAUUACAUUUCAGGGAUGAACGCGAUGAUACUCGUCGUUGUUAUGCUCGCGAGAACAAUGAUUACGCGGAUAUCACUACGUGACUGUUCUUUUAUAUUUCAUCGUUUAUUACACAUUUGUACGCAAGUGUCGUCAACCGAUGCGGAAUUAAUUAUUAAUAUAAAAUUAAUAGAAUCAAGAAGCUAUAUUAAUUUUGAAAUAUAUUUAAUCAUCGAAAUUAGUGUGUUUUGCGAUAUUUGUGUAUUGCGCGUUUUUGCUUUAGAAAAUAUUAAUUGCAGAAUACAUUUUUUUGUGUAAAAAAAAAAAUAUUGGAUUCUUACCGUAAAAUAAUUACUAAAUAUGUCACUAAAUUUGAUAUUUACUUGAUUGAGUAACAACACUUGCUUGAUUGAAAAAGAUAGUACCUGAUUGAAAGAAAUAAUAUCUACUUGAUUAAAAUUGACCUGUCUACAUUUACUGCCUAUUUCUAUACAUUUAUUACGAGGACAAAUUCUGGAAUAUUAUAUUCCUUUCACGCCACUGAUGAAUAGAACAAACAAAAAAUAUAUACAACCGAAAACUCGCGAAGGGGAGAUCCGCGUGUUUGCGAGUCCGGCAAGUCCGCGCGAAUGCGCCUGAACCAAUGUAGCAAAUCGAGAUGGUCUUCCCCGUCGUCGGUCGAGAACUUGGUACCUUCCUGAUCGGCUUUAAUAAGCUUGUAAUUUGUAGGCUCUAGUCAUACAUUGACUCUAAAGGCAUAAAAAAAAAAGCUCGACGAACGAGCAGCAUCGUAUACGUUGACCGACCGUACGCGUGGUGACCGUAAAAUAAAUAAGAAAAAAAGAAAAAAAAAAGAAACAGAGUAUCGACCGAAUUGUGUUCAACUGGGCGAAUCGCCGCCGUCGUCUCGACGUCGGACGAUGAACAUGUAUCGUAGAUAGGGUAGAUAGAUAUACGAACAAGUCGGAAGAUUUGAGCGCGAGAAUGGCAACAUGGGGAAACUGGUGCUGAGAUCUCGUCUCCGAGGAGCCACGACGCAAGACGAAAGCUUCUCAUACUGCGACUGUCGGGAGUAUGUAUCUCUAAGUGUGACUCGCGACAGCUGGAAAUGAACGAGCUCUCCGCGAGAUUGUAUAUUUUCGCCUUUUUCUAUUUUUCGUUUCCCGUGCCGCACGGAUACUCCCAAGGCGUCAGAAUUCGGUCCGCUCUGAACAUUUUUAAUCGGCUUAAAUGAAUACAAACUGCCGUACCUUAAAUUGCGAGAAGCAAAGUAUUACAAAAUGGCGUUUUGAUAAAUUAUCGUGCAAUUAUUGAAUUGCAUCGACUAAUCGCAACGGUUUACUCGUUAAUUUGCGAAUAUAAUGAAUCGUAGAGGUGAAAUGAAUUUCGCGUAAUUCCGAUAUGAUGCCAAAUUAAAUGUCUCUUACAAUCAACAUAUAAUUCUAACAUAUAUGUAUAAUAAGAUUAUACGUAAAGAAAUUAUCGCAGAUUAUUAUAUAUAUCAAUAUCUUGCAAAUUCGUAUAUAAGUUUUUUUAAUAUAGAAAAUUUUAUAAAUAUCGAAAAUUGGCGGAAAAAAAGACAUCGAAAUUUGACAGUCGCCAGAUCCUCAUUCUUGCGAAGAGGCCGAUCAGAGACGAGCGUUCGCAGCACCAACUGAGCCUAGACUUUUCGACUAGUAGCGAUUAGGUAAAUGGCGCUGGUACUACGCAGCUAGCACCGAUGGUACUCGUAGUUUGGCGCUUUAAUUGUUUAUAUAUCGUGUUCUUUUCUAUAUACUAUCACUAUCGCCGGAACCCGGCCUGAUUGUGCAAAUCGCCGAGAUCGUGAUACGCCGAACCACGUUGCCGAAACGGACUUAUUCGUCGACGACGAGUGCCGAUAUUGUCGAAGAGAAACAAAUUUUCCUCCAAAUAGUCUUGAAUAUUUCGCCAAAUUAAUCUUAUCCGAUUAAAUAUUUCUGUCACUUUAUUUCGUUGUGCAAUUCGGACGAAAAAAAUAGUACGUAACAAUUCGAGUAAAAAUCUUCAGACGGCUCUUGAGACGUCUUUUGGCUUUUUUACGUUGUCGGAAAGAGACACUAGCGUGCGGGAAGUACAAGAAUUGAUAAAAUUGCAUUAUCUUUCGGAAGAUCGGUCGUCGGUACUCUUAAUCAAAUGACAGUACCAAAACCUGAAGUACGCCGGAAUUUCAAAGUACGACCAAUUAGUUUACGGACCAAGUACGCUGAAUCGCCGGUAACAAAUCAAUCAAAAGACACACACACGCUGAAAGAGAAGAAAAAGAAAACGCGUAAGUUCUGUCGUUUCGCGCGGUUUUCGCUGCACGGUCUCGGCGACGACGAUUUGAAGGCGGCGAUCAGGCCGGGUCUUCUCUACGGGCAACAAUGAUUUUAACGAUUAAUUAAAAAAGAAGUGAUUAUAAUCGAGGGAGAGAUAAAUUAAGGAAACUAAGCAUCCGAUCCUCGGAAAGUCCCCGAGCCCCUUCCUCCGCACCACCCUUACAACAGGAUUGAACCCCGCCAACGAAAACCUCCGCGCAAAACCUACUGCUCUCAACGCAACUUUCACCCCGCAGUUAACUUUUCUCCCCCCGGCCGCAUUCGCAUACUCGGCGGAUACGCGAAACAGCAUACCAGAGUAAUAACAGUACACGCAGUCUGCUCUCUAUAACAUUACAGCUACAACAACAGCCUCCCGAUACCAGUCGUCUCCUUACAGUAAUAAGACGGGCGGUCAGGGCGGGAUCGGCGGUGCGCCACGAUCGCGUUAGCGAAGAUCGCUAGAUACGCGCGACGAUUAGCACGACCAAUUGACAACGGAGCAUAUCACGAGGAACCGGUCGGUUGACGGCGGGACGUAGGAUGUUCUCGAGAACGCGUAAUCCAGAACGAGAGUUCAGCGACUCAAACUCGCGAUCAAUCACGCUCUAAUCGUUGCGACGACUGACUUGUGCGGUUCAUUCGACCUCGAGACAUCCGUCCUUCCGAAACAGACUCGGAACCUUGAUUCGGGUCCAAUCGGUAGAUUAGAGAUCGAGAGCGCGACUUGAUUGCGGCAGAUCGUCGAUCCCGGAUCGGACAAGCGCGCCCGCGCGCGACACCGGGCUGCAUACUCGCCCGGUGUUCAACGAGCAAAGCAAAACAAAAUAACCGGCAACAACAACACAUACACACUACAGGCAACAAUAGAACAUUUCUCUCAGCAUGGGCACGCGAGCGAUCGCGCGGCACCCGCGACCACGAUCGCCACGGGCGAUCGCGCGGCGUCCGCAACAGUCGCCGCGCGGCAAAGCAAAGAAAAUAGGAAAAAAAAUAAUAAUUAAAUAAAUAAACAGGUACAGAUUUACUAAAAGUCUCUACGUCAUAUACAUAUAUCCAGCAGUGAUUUACGCUAAUGCAGAUGCCACGAAGAGCAAUGCAAAAAAAAAAAACAAGGAUCGCCUCGGCCUCGAAUCGCGAUCGAUCGGCUGUCGGGCGAAUCGUCGGCCUGGAUUGUGGCCGACGAUCUCGCGAUAAUCUCGCGAUCGCAGACGCGUCGGGGGUACAACGACGAGAAAGUUCGAAUUUUCGCUCGGAAAACUGUCGCGCGAUUGCGACGAAGACAAUGGCGAAGGGACGUUGAAUCUUUCAGUCGAAUAAUCGAUCGCGACAUUGCGAGGCCAGGCGAGAUUUCCUACAAAUCAAAACCCGCAGUCAGCGCAGAAUAUAAACGAUAAGUGCAGAGGAAACAAACUACUAUAGUAUAAACAGAAAGGUAUAUUAUAUAUAAAAUAUAUUAAUUAUUAUUAUUAUGAUUCUUAUGAUUAUUAUUAUUAUUAAACGAUACAUAAAACAAUAUUAUUAAUAACACCGAAAAAAAAGUACUAUAUUACUACUAUUAUUAAUUAUUAUGAUUCUUAUUAUAAAUUUAAUGAAGACAAAAUAACAUUCCAACCGUCAAUGUGCCACACGACUUUUUAUAUGCUCUUAAGGAAAACUAAAAAAAAGAUGCUAACGCGAAGUUAGGGGUACGCGAGGUUAAACAGUACCGAGGUGAUCGUCGUAAAGCAGCAAGGAGAGGCUCGAAGCACGAAGCGUUUGUGCAAGGGCUGGUAAGGCUUAUACGUUAAGAAAGGCUCGGAGGGAGAUUGAGAGAAGGCUAACUUUAACGAGAAACGGGCGCCCUUUGUGUGAGCUUUUUUCCUUCGCUAUACCCGCGAGAGAGCACGUUGCUCACUUUGCAAUUAGGAAUCUUUCGUCGAAAGUUUACGUUUGCAGAACGACAAUUCAGCGAUUGCCGGAAUUAAAUAGUAAUCGAUAACUUUGCGAAUCUUUUUCUUACGGAUUUCAACUCUACGUUGCCGUCAGAUUUUUCCUUCGAGAACUACUAUUCGCCAAUCGCUUCUAAAAAAAAGUUGCAACUUCUCAAUAUAUUUUGAAACAAGGCGAACGAUUUGAAGAAUAGCGCGCCGCUAUUCGGUAUUAAUAUAAAAUUGUAAUUUAAACAGCGACUGCGAAAUCACCUGAUAAUUUAAUUCACUCACGGUCGACUGAAAUAUUCGCCGCAUAUUGGGCGCCAGACAGCAGAAUAAGCGGAAUAAAAGUGACAUAGAAACGUUUAUUAAAUUAAAAUGAAAAAAAAAAGCUUUUGGCACGUGCCAGAAAUAUUUGUCCAGGCGAACGAAAUUCUUGUCGGACAAGUAUUUUUACGAUUCGUUUAUAAUUUACGGCAUUCGCGAACGAACAGUUGGGUCAGUCUUCGCCGAAAGCUUAAUAUUGGACGCUUGAUCGAAAAUAUUAUAUUCUCUGUCCUUCGCGGAAGCGAAGUCUAUUGCGCGGUGCUCGUUCCGCGAGAAAAGAGCGUCGAGUUUCCGCCCCUCCCACGAUAGAUCGUUAGUGCAUUAUCGAUAGGAAACGCGUCCGUCGAUCGUGCGGCGGCGGGAGAACCGAAAACAAGCAUGCCAGUGAUUACGAUGAUUAUCAUCACGAUUGUAUAAUUAAGUAGAUGUAGGCGUAAGCACAUUUAUUAACUGGUUCAUUGAUUGCGUGCGUUAAUUGCCGUUGCGGCCGUUACGCACGCGAUAGCGAUUGGCGCCGGAGAGUGAUUAUCAUUAUUAUCAUCAUCAUUAUUAUCAUUAUUAUUAUUAUUAUGUGGUUAUUGUUAUAAAGGUGAGCGGGACUAUUAGAAUACACAUGCUAGUGUGAAGUACACAUAGGUAUGGACACACUUAUCCUCACACACACACACACACACACAUACGUACGGUGGACGUGGACACGACAAUGAUAUAUACACAUCAUACAUACACACAACCGCUGUUCAGAGACGCGAAGUAUUCCAAGACAUUUGAUGAUCCAUAUUACAUAUAAAUAUAUAUAGACAUAAAAAUAUAUAUAUAUGUAUAUACAUAUGCAAAUAUAAAUAUACCGAUAUAUGAAAAUUAUUCUAUGUAUACGUACAGUACAGUGAUUUAAAAGUAAAGAAAAGACUAAAUCUCUAUACAUAUAUGUGCAAGUAUUAUUUAUCUUACCGCGAUCAUAUGCAAAACCGCGGCAAAGGGAUCGCUGUCGCUUCAGAUACUACGAAACACAAAGCAUAUACUUACAUACACAUACACGUAAUCGCGCAGAGAUUCAACCGUGGGCGGUUUGCCUGUGUCAAAUGCAAAACCAACGGACGACGUACAUAAUACCGACUUACUUAUUACGAUAUACGUAUAUAUGUGUGCAUACGUAUGUAAUGUCGAUCGAAUAUUUACUGACGACGACGGUUGACUGACAUCGCCGUCAUUAUCAUCCUCAUCACAUCGUCAUCAUCAUUAUUGUUAUCGCCGUCGUCGUGUUAUGUCGUUAAAUAUCCCCGUAAGUUCGUUAUGAUAAUUAUCGGUUUCGCAAAUGACACUCGUACGUUCCUUUUUCAUCAUCGCGUAGCCUUAAUCGAUUGUCAUCUGUAAAAAAAAGAACGAUUAUAUUUCAGAACGAUUAUAUUUCGCUGAAGAUGAGACACGUUCAUACAUUGUGAACGAAUGUUAUUCGCGUCCAUAUACGAGAAAUGUAUUCUUAUAUAUCUGGAAGUUGUACAUUAAAUAUCAUUUGAAGCAAAUAGAUCUAUAAACGCUCUAAGAAUAUAAUUUCAAGAACUGUCGUUUUUUAUAAUCCGGUUUUUGGCGGUUUAUAUUUUAAGUUAGCUUUUUGUAUCACAAUUUUUUUAUAUUGAUUAUAUAACUUGUCGUUUCUUUCUCUACAUUUAUUAUUUUUAUCUGCUUAAUUUUUUUCGAUUUUUGCCAAAAUUACUUCUUACGCGAAAUAUCUGGUUUUGGAUAUUUUUGCUACUGAAAAUCACGGUUAUUUAUACAAAUUGGACUAAAUUGAAAGAACUAGAUUAUAUAGCAAUUUUUUAAUUUUUAGGUACUAAAUUCAAUGAUGAUGAUUAAUAACAUAUAUAUAUAUAAUUUCGUAUAACAUGUGCACACGUGGAUAUAUAUUGUAGACUGGAGUUAAAUAUUCGUUUUCUAUAUUAGAAUUUAGCUUUCUCCUCGGAAAUUCCAGAAAAUCGACAGACGAGAUUUCGAUGUUACUUUUUGACGCUCUUCAUGUACAAAGCGGCAGCUUGUCGGACAUUAACAAUCAAAAAUAUAUGUGUUCAUAAACGCGACUGCGUGAUCGUAAUCGAAAUCGUAAAAGAAACGAAAUGAUGCAAAACGAAAGAUUCUAAGCCGAAUAGGAAGAGGAGGUAAACGGGAAAGAGCAGUCAAUAUAUUCUCAAACAUCGAUUUCUCCUGAUACUUUUUGAUCUCCGUAGAUCAACGUCUGAUUCUUGCUCCUCUUCAUGAGUCCUCAAACUCGCGAAACGAUCGAUCUCCGCAUCGAUUUUCGAUCUCUCGUCGUUCCCGGGAUUUUCGUCAUUCCACAAUCAUUCCACCGCGUUCCUUUAGUCGUACUUUUCAGUAACUCGCUAUUCCGGGUGAAUCCACGUGAUCACCGGGAGGUCGACGGACAGAUCGUACGCGGCUGUGCAGAAUGCUACGUAAAUUCAUUCCAGUGGAAAUAUAGACUGCGAGUUCCUGCUAUAACAUUAAUUUCCUCCUUUUUGCUUCAAUUCUACUUCGUGGACCAUAAAAACUACAGGACUGCCGAACUCAAUCGAACAUCCAUCGAUACAUUUGUUCGUUUUCGUAACGCUAGCGUGCGAACAGCCGCAAUUCGAAUGUGUUUGCGUGCGUGGCACACUUGACUUGCGAGUGCAUUGAACGACAAGCUACGGUGCGAUUGUGAGUAUUGUGAAAAUACUUUUACUCUCCAUAUCCGCACGCUUGCUCUUCCGGGAGUAACAAAUUUCCUGGCAGGUGUGCGGAAGGUGCGUUGUAGCAAGGCACGCACGAUCAUAAAGAAGAUAUCGGAACGCGUUAUGAAGGAAAUGGGAAGGAACGUGUAAGCGAAGUCUAACAGCUCUCUCGAAUUAUAGCGAACGCGAAUGGCGCCCAUUGAUUUUGCUGAAAAUGACGGAGGUCGGAGGUUGUGAAUCAAGUUAAUCCCGUGAAAGGCAUAAGUUUCCGGUGCAAGUAUAAUCGGGUUAAAUAUAAGCCGUCUAUUCGCACCGGCAGAACUGAGCACUUGGACAUUAGCCGAAUUACACGAUGCCAUGAAAGACGGAAAGAUUUAAAAGACCUCUAAAUACGUCGUGGAAGACAUUUUGGACGUCUUUUAGAUAAUUGCGCGAUCUAAAUCAGUGCGUGUCGACGCUAAAUCCAGCAGAGCCCGCCGAGCCACGGAGCCAGCUACGCUGCUUUACCACGAUGCGUCCCAACGUUAAAUAAAUCGUAAUUCUAAUUUGGUUGUAUAUAGAUUGCGCGAAUCAUAUUUGUACAUACCGCGUAGACGUAUAUACGUUUUUCUGUAAAUUGAGGAACACGUUUUAAUAGCUCCGGUCGAUCGGACCCAUUCUUCUUCAUAGGCAAGGACACGCUUAGACAUCCGUUUUGAACCAGUCACGAUCCUAUGUUAAAUACUCAUCGGUGACGAUCGUACGAUCAUCGCGGCAGCGAUGACAGACUUUUCGCGCGGCUGCCGACGACCGGCGUUUCGGAAACCGAUCUCGAUGUUCCGACUGUGUCCAAUAAGAGAAACGCGACGUAAAUCGUGGAAACUGGAUUUUCGAGAAGAAGUUGGUCAGCUCUGCAGCUUUUCGGUAUUCGCGCGCGAUGACGAAUCGCUAGUUUUCGUCUCCGGUCACUCGAACGUCAACAUCUCUUCAUUACGCCGAAACGCCGUUCGUGCGGUCAGCAGCCGCCCAUGUAUAUUAUCCAUUGUUUUGCUCCUCAAGCGAUCCAUGUAACACGAUAGAUGUUUUGAAGGCACAGCAAUCGGCUGGAUCCUCAAGAGGUCGUCGACCGCGUUAGCGACGGUGUCCCAGCGCGACCGCAGACCGAUAUUAAUCACGAGGGGGUGGCGUCGGGAGCACUCGUUCUCUCCGCUAUGCCGAUCGAAUCCUAUUUACCGCUCUUCCCUUCGCCUGCGAAGAUGCGAUCGGCGUCUCUCUCUUCGUCGGGGGUGAAGGAGCGCACAAUUUCAGGAUCGAUCGCGAUAGUCACGCUAACGUCGAUGGUCGUCGACCUUCCGUCGAUUCGGCCACCAGGGCACCCCAUUAAACAGGGCGUUAAUUAAUCCCCAGCUAAUCAAGCAGCAGAGCCAGUUUCUAUCGCGUAAAACACCGCGGGCGCUUAUCCGGCGCCGUCGUUUUUAUCGUUGUAUCCAGCACGGCGGAAGCUUGUUUCUUAAACGAAGCACCCCUACCCCCUCCACCCUUUUUCCCCCCGCCGCCCCCCCCCCUAAACACACAUAGACAAACCCUAUCCGCGACCCUCUCAGCCCUCUCGAUUCAACCCCUCGUGUGGGAAGGACCCGGGUUCUCUACAACGGUGGCAGUAGCGAGCGGGUCAGUUACAGCCCGCCGACGUAACGUUUAGUAACGCGUCUUUUUUUGUACCUUACUUCUUUGUUCUCGUGUCCCUUCGUGAUCGUUCGUCAAGUACAACAACAACAACAACAACACAACAGUGCAAGCGGGAUAUAAAGCGUAUCUCACAGCGCUCAAUCGCGUACCUUCGUACCUUCUCGAUCGAGCGGCCGACGCUCGAUUGACCUUUACGCUCUACCCUCGAUCCCCUCCCUCCCGCCCUUCGUCCCCCUCUUUCCCUUUUCCGACGCCCUCGUCCCGGAUUUUCUCCCCCUUUUUGAUUUAAACGAUGUAUCUUGUAGUUGUUAAGAUUUAUCCGAGCUAAGUCCGAGGCGUAUCGAGGAUCGCACACAUUUCUCCCGACUCGGCGAUGAAUUACGACGCCGCAGCGUGCUAAAAAAAGGGAGCUUUAAUCAGGCGCGAAAAAGAAUGGAGCGUCCCGAUAGCGGAGGCAGUAAAAAUACGACGAGAAAAUUGACUUAUCGCCGGCCGUCGAUUGUUACCGAGUUAUCGCGCGAAAUGUCUAGGUAUUUCUCGGCGUUUUGCGCUGAAUGAUUGAGCGGUAAAAUCGUCUUGUCGAAAUAAUUGACGCCGUUGUGAUAAUCGUCGUCUUCGGUUAGCGCGCCGCAUUCCGGCGAAAUCCGGCGUAUCGAUGAAAGAAAGAACCGCGUUGAAAUGCCAAAUGAUCGUUCAGGGAUUGCUUUUAUAGCUGACGUAAUGCGAAAGCGUCCGCGGUAACGCGAGUCAGUUUGGACAAUAACAGUGCGAAUAGGUUCGCAAAACGUACUGUUAGAUCGGAAUUAAAAAAUUACGAAACAUCGCGGAGGAUUGAGAAUAUGCGAGAAUCGCGAUCUCGAUCCGCGAUACGCCUCGAUCCGACCCACCACCCUGUCUAGACGUAGCACUUUCCCGUAAGCUUGAAAAGGAACAUCGUACAUAAAGCUGACAGGAGCAACAUGACCAUACACACCUCUUUGCAAGCAUACGUAUAUACACACACACACACACACAUACACACACACAUACACGUUUCACGAGCGCGAACACGCGGGUAUAUACACGCAUAUACGUUCGUAACGAAGUAUACAGUCUUAGUGCAGUGUUUGAUAUAGUUAGAUAGAGGCGGCGAGAGAAUAUUUUUUAUAUUCUACAUGGAUUUUACAGUUAUAUAUUAUCGUUUCGUACCGGAAGGGAGAAAUUUAAGGCGCGUCUAACGCGGUAUAUAGAUACGCAUAUAUACUAUAUAUACGAAUACAGUAUACACAUACACAAACACAGACACACACACGUACACAGAAAGAAACAUACGUACACAUAUACACACGAUCUCUGAAAUACGUGUCGCCAUUUAUUGUUUAGACCGCGAUUGUGUAUAUUCGAUUAUCAAUUAUUCUUAUUGCGGUAGGCGCUGUCGUUUAUCGUAUAUACAUAUACGUGUAUACAUAUACGCACAUACACGCAAACACACCACUCACACACACACACACAUAGCGGACACAUGCAUACGUACGCGAUACGUAAGCAUUACGUGUCACUUCGUGAUCUCGUCGACGAUUAUAUUGUAUCUCAUCGUUCAACGACAGUGCGACAGGUUUAUCUAAGGACUCCUCGGGGGUCGAUCGAUUAAAUGCGGUGUCGACAGCGGACGCAAGUGCGUCAACGCGUCACCCCUCGCACCCCUUGCACUUUCUCCUUCCGGCCCGAAAGGCUUUUCCUUACUCCCGUUACGCGAAAGACAGUGCAUGCCGGAGGAAACACACGGCAGGAUCGAUCGCGAGAUACAUUGCAGGGCAUUUCUCUGACACGCGUACACAUAAACAUACAUACAUACAUGCAUACACACACGUACGAGUACAACGUACUUGCAAAUUAAUGUACUGAUCGUUUUUCAACGGAACGAGGUAGUCACGAGCAGAGAUUGAGACCGGUAUUAUUUUAGAGGUAGCGAUUUUCGUUGCUACGCAGAUACGGAAAAUAUAUACCAAUUGUCACACGAAUUGCUUUAGCGUGUCUAUUGCAUUUAAACUUAAAGAAUUAUAUACCGGUGCCGAUCUGCUGAUUACGAGGAACAGGAAAAGGAGGUACACAUAUAAAACACGCGUACAUGCGCCGGGCGAGAGCAAUUUCGGAAUCGAUUUAACGUAUACAAGUAUGAUAUAAUUAAGGUAUAUCCUUUAAAAUGUGUAAUUAGUAGUGUUAUUUUCGUUACGACUUUGUUUGAACGUUCGACACGAAGCGAUGAUUUGUUUUGUCGAGCGCACCGUCGAGGAAUCGAAACAAUCCCGAUUCCCGUCUGUCGAAACAAUGGCGGAUUUUAAGCUUCGAGUACUUUGAAUGAUUUUUUUCAAUUAGAAAAAUUUUUCACACGAUUACACCGCGCGCGAAAGAAUUUUACUGAUAAUAUUAAUAAUAAAUAUAUUACAAUCAAAAUUUUGUGAUAUUUUUCAUGGAUAUUGGAGUAUGAUAUCCGGAAUAUUUUUAAUGGGAUUCCAAGCGAUCGCUGGUAAAUCCGCCACUGUGUAUCAAAAGAAUAUCUCUUUAUUCGCGGAAAGAAGAUUUGUGUAAAUUUCACGAAUCGACGAAUGCGACUUCGACGGAGAAUCGGUGCCGGGCGAAAAAAACAAAAGAAAUGGUGCGCAUUUCGUGCGACAAGAUGCGAUCGAGGAAGGACGUUCGCGGGGAGAAUUAGGCGAGUAAUAAUUGACGAGGCGUGGCGAAGUGGAAAUUCAUCGGCGGUCGUCUGCUACUAAUUGGACCGCGAUCAAUUUUGGAGAAGCGAGCCAAUUUCGCGCCGAGCGAUAAACCAAUUGAAGACCAAGGACUGUUGAUAUUGUUAAUUGUUAAUGGAGUCGGGAAUAUAUCCGAUCUAAUUGAGGCUGCGACGUUAUCGUGGAAAAAGAAAAGAAAGUGCUUUGAAAAGUUAAACAGCGAUCACGCGUGAUAUGCAAAUCUACGAGGUAUGAUUAUCUUUCGUCCGCAGUCACCGUGAUUGAUAUUAUUAACUUGACGGCGAUUCCCGAGCUUUUUAAACGCGCAUGGAAAUUGAACACCGCGUUUUUCCGAUACGGCCACGUGCAAAAAAAAAUUCUCCUGAAAUCCAGGUUUUAGUUAUCGGAAACUGAAAUCCUCACAGUCUCUAUCUCCAUAUUAUUAUCGGAGAAUAUUAAAAUGCUAUCGAAGAUACUUCCAACCGAUUAUUAUCGAAAGCGGGGGCUUUAAUUAAAUUCUUUUUCAAUAAUUAGAUUUGACGUAAAAAAUAUAAAACCUUCUCUAAUCAUGUGAAUGGUACGGAUUUAUCUUUUAAAGUGAACACCGUAUAUUACCAAUGAUUUUCCACUUGGUUGCGAGCGCCGCAGUCAAAUACAAGGCUUUUACUACGAAAGCUUUAUAUUACAUUGGAGCGAGAAUGUAAUGCGAAGAGAGAAGCAAAAUUUAUCUUUAAUAAUAUGCGAAAUGGCGAUAAAACCAAUUUCAUGUAAGCCUUCCGAGCGUCUUUCACGCGACGAAUAUGACGGUGUGAGGUGAGUGAAGUGCAGUCGGAAACGGAAUCUUAAGCAGCGAAUGAGAGAAUGAGAGCGAAAGAGUAUGAGAGAGCGAGUAAGAGCGCGCGGAAGACGAGAGCGAGAAGAAAUCAAAGGGCAUUUUGUUGUGCGAUCUGUGAAUGAGUGCGAGAGAGUGGUGCGAUACGAUCGCGGUGCGUACGUGGUUCGUAGUUUUGAAACAUGUGAUACGUCAGCCGGCAAGCUCGACUUCCGGACAGCGACGAGGGGAAAGAAGGGCGGGGAGGGGAGGGUGAGAGAAAUCGACCGUUUUCCGGUCGACAAAUCAAAAAGACACGCGAAAGAGUCGAAAGUGUCGCCGGAGGUCGGCGCUGGCUGGGUGGCGCACCUUUUGAAGGUUUUUUGAGGUAGGACGCUCUUUUGUUGACGGUUGAUUGUUGUCAAAAUGGUUGUGAGGUAUAUUACUAUUUGAAGUAUGUUAACGAUACGCAGGCAGGUGAUACGAAGGGCAGAAUGAUAGGCGCGGCGCGACUCCGACGAGCGUACAGCCGUCCUGCGUCUUUGCGAUCAGUUUCUCUCAGGACGGCUCUCUUUUAACGAGAGGAAUGCGAAUAGUCCCAUGCGAACAAUACGACGAGCGGGGGUGGUUUUCCCGAAGUCGCGUCGCUCCGCUCGCGAAAGCCCGGCACGGGGAGACGAGAGGGGAAACGUGCGCUCUCCCGAUCUCGGGAUCACGCCGAGAGGCGAAAUUAGUGGUAGAUAUACGCGCGUGUACGUGGUAUGUGACGUCGCGAUGUAAAUUUGCUUUGACGUUGUUGAUCGUUGCGUGUGAGUUCGUUACUAGUCCGUCGGCGGUGUGAUUGCUUUACAAUUCCGCGAUUGCAAUUGAUACGGUCAGGUCGAAAAACCGAGAUCGAAUCGAUUUCACUGCGACCGACCGUCGAGUUCUCAAAUUUUAUUUAGAGAAAGCGAAAGCGGCAGAAUGUCAUUGCUCGCGCGACAAAGCGCGAAUGACAAUGCGAAACAAUUGCUCGUAUAUCUUCUUUGAAAGGAUUUAACACGGAUGAUUUGUUCGGUUUUCAACCGUGUUUCAAUUGGAACGAUUUUUAAUUAAUGAAGUUCAAACGUUACACUUUAAUACGUAAUUAGAAUGCUCAGGCUCUUGUUUUGAAUGCAUAAUGAUAUUCAUAAAUUGUAAACAAUUAUUAUACAUUCUAUUAAAACAUGUGUUGCAUUUAUGUUGAUGUUAGUUUAGAUGCGUGUAAUGUGUCUUUCGUACAAAGGUUUUUAUCGAUCAUACAUAAGAAUAUUGCGUAUUAAAUUGCAAUACGAAGGAUUUGCGGAUUUGUAGAAAGAGGUCGGAGAAAAAAUUAGAAACUAUACGAGCGGACAGAGGCCAAUUAGAGAAUACGUUUUUCGCGCAGCGCGCGAUUUACUGUAAAUUGUUAUUGUUAAUUAUUAUCACUUGUCAUGUGUGAUUAGGCGAAUGUUAAUUAGGACGCCAAAGAAGGCCGGACGCCUGAUCCCGCGGAUUAUUCUGCGAGUGCACGUUUUCCCUGAGAAAGGACGAACGCGUGAUACGCUGUCGUCUCCGAGAUGAAAAAAAAAGAAGAAAAUGUACAACUGGCAUUACAUUUAUACGCGGAGCCUGGUCCGAGCACGUAGCGCCGACGAUGAAUAGAAUCGAUGGCGUCGCGGCGCCUUCCCGCGUUCCCUCGAAAAUCUCGUAACGAACGCAGACACGCCGUCGACUCGACCAGGCUCGGCGGAAGAAAUAUGAGACUGACAUAAACCAGUAUUUGUGCGAGAAAUUGUAAGUUGCGAGAAAUUGCGUAGCCUUAAUAAUAAUAAAAAACAAAAGAAGUUGAUUAGAUUUAUUCGGCGACGCCAGUGGCGUCGGAUCCGCGAAAAAUUCUUUCAAUUGGCUGUAAGAAAAAAAAAGAAGAAAGGGAUAAGUAGAAGAAGUACCUCUCGCCGAGGUUCGGGGAAGGAUCGAGACGGUAUCGUCAGCGAUACCGUGGCGAGGACAUCGAGAGGUCCGUCCUCGCACGGCGAUGUAUCUAGUGAGAGUAAUGUUAUUAGGUAAACUUAAGCGUACUUUAAAAGCGAAGUGCGGACACACGGAGAACGGAACGCAAUGCCAGUUGUAAAAAUAUUAGGGUGUGAACGCGAGAAGAACGCGUUCCGGCGGCGAGACUCGUCCUCAGUGAUAACGAAGGUAUAUUCGCAAGGAAAGUGAGACGGGGGAGGGAGGUGGAGUGGAGAAAGUAAGACACACACGGGUAAAGCGGCACCGAGAUCGCAAGAGGGUGGGCGGGGGGAAGCGAAACGACGAGCACGGGGCACGAGACAAGCGAUAUGUAUACAAUGUAAUCGCGAUAUAUAUAUAUAUUUAUAUAUAUACAUAUAUAUAAAUAUAUGUGUAUGUAUAUUUUAUUAAACAGCGUUGAAAACGCGUAUUUAACUCCCGGCCACCGAAGGUACGGGAGCGUAUUUUUUUUUUUUGUCUUUUGGUUGUCAUUUUUCGCGGUACCGUUUUUUUCGGGGACACCCUAUCAUACGCUCCGCGAGAUACGGGUGGUUCCGAAUGGUACACACUCGCACAUAUACGCGACGCAACGCUGUCAUGUGUAUACGCGAUAGAUUAUUUCGGAAUACGGAUGCGGGGGACAAAGGGAAAUAGAGAAACGACAGCUUUACUGAUAGCGUGACAGUAGUUAUUUGCAACACGUGCACACACACGUAACACACACGCAUACACAUGUAAAGCGAUCCAAGCGAUACACACAAAAAAAAAAUUGUAUGAAUAUAACGUUUGCAGUUAGGUGGGACCAAAAACGACUUUAUAUCUCUAUGUGCAUAUCCAAGCAACGUGUAAUUUAAUUAAUGAAUUAAUUAAUUAUCCAUUAUUAAUGACUAGGUAAAGUAAAAGAUCCAUUGAUAGCGAUCGAGAACGAUGACGAAUGAUUAACGAGUAAUUAGCCUAUUAAGUUUGUUUAUUGAUACAUUAUUCUAUGAUAUAAUUAUUAUUAUUAUUAUUAACUUUAUUGCCUUUAUUAUUAUUAUUUUAUUAUUACAUUGAUUAAAAUGACGAUGAUAAUAUUAUUAUUUAAACAAUAUUUUAAGGCGAUUAUCUAGAUAUUGAGUAGAAAACAGUACGUAUCUAUAAUUAUUAAUUAUUUUUAAUUAUUAUUAUUAUUAUAUUCUUAUUAUUAUAUUAUUAUUAUUAUGAGACAUUUUGUUGUAUUAUUUUCAAUAAAAUCGAUUGAAAAAUAUUUAGUUCACCAAUUGGUUAAUUUUCGCUUCUCCGAUUGUAUUGUGCAACUGCAUGUUUCCAAUUUCUUUUCCGUUUUAGCCCUUGCAGUUGCACUUUAAACACGUAUUUUAAUGUACAAUGCAAGGUACAUCUUAAAAAUAACGAAAGAAAUUGAAACAGCUUAUUGUUCAUACACGGGGAAGCACGCCUUAUUCCAAAGUCUGUUGCGAUCUCACAAGAACGUUGUUCGCGAUUGUGAGCAAGUUUUCUGAAAUGAAUAGAGACUUCUAAAGAGAUAUUAAUCUAAAGACAUCCGGCGUCAAUAUAUUACAGUUUUAAAGUUCUAAUAGUUUUACAUAACUUUAAAUUCUUAUAAAAUCUUAUUUAUUAAAGCUUUGAGUACAUUAAUUUAAUAAACGAUUAAAAUUCCAGUAAAGUUAAAUUUUUUAAAUUAAUUAUAUUUACAUUCUUUAUAAAACUAUUGUCCUUAAAAAGUUGUUAGAAAACGACAAGAACAUAAAUAAUUGCGAAUUUAUGCUGUAAUAAGUAGCAGAAAAAUUAAAAAAUAAGGGGCAAUUUUGACACAUUAAUGAGAAAUCUGAUUUAAUACAUAGAAGAACUUGUGCAUUUUUAUAUUAGGAGAUACAAAUUGUACACGUUAAUUAAAAACACUCUUUUUUAUUAAUAAAGAUUUAUUGUUUUAAACUAGUGCAUUUUUAAAAAUAUUAGAAUAAUUUUUUGAAAUUAAAAUGUUCGCAAGAUCUUUGGUUCUCUCGGAAAGCUUGACACGCAGCGAACGGCGUGAUGAAUUGCGAUCGCAACUGCCACCAUAUCCCACCUGUAUGUAAUUUCUUUCUCUUAUUUUACUUUGAUUCACAAUGUUGAUUAAUUCCGUUAGCCGCGUCUGUAUACGAUUAUCUCUCCGCUACCCUCCGACCACUCAAUCCUUCAAAUCCCUCCUCUUCGUACCUCUCUAUCCCUCUUACUCUCACGUGUCUCCGGAUAAUUUUCAUGACUCGGAAGGACGGGGGAAAGACGGAACAAGGCUACCGAAAAGUGAAAGAAACGGGGAAUACGAGGUAAAACGGGGGGAGAAACGAUCGAACAAAGCGAAAGCCAGAGAGUGCGUGUUAUUAUGGGACAAAAAAAAAAGUAGGAGAACCAAAUGACGGAAGAAAAAGAAGAAGAAGACACGGAACAAUAGACAAAUGAGGAAAAAUAGUUGUAAAAGCCACACACAUAACGCGUACACACACACACGAAACACAAAUGUACUAAGUAAGUUCAUACUGCGUAUUGCCUUUCUGACUUCGGUGUGAAAAUAUAUAAAUAAAAAAAAGUCAGUCGCGCCGGGGCACGCGUAUGUUCGCGCGUACAUAUUAUACAUAUAUUAUAUAUUAUAGUUAUUAGCGUUCGGAGACGAUGAAUAGCUGCUUCCGCUUCUUCCUGCCGAUGUCCACGUAUUCCCAUUUCCCUUUUGAAAUUCGAUCAAUUCGAUGAAAUUGGUCGAGAAUUUUUCAACAGGUACAAACGCUUCGCAAAGAAGAUCGGAUGCGAUUUUCGACUUUUAUGUCCGAUCGAAAUCGCGUCAUUUUCCCUUUCAUCCACGAGUUUUCUUAAAUUUGAAAUUUAGGAUGCCGUUCAUCCAGUUUGACUCAUCCUCGAAUCAGGCGGACGCGGAAGCAGCGAACGGUAGCGUCCGUCGCGAAAACUUUUUUCACGGUUCCGUAAGAAAAAGUCCCACGCCGAAGUCCGCGCGUCCCCGCCGACUGUGUCUGUUUCAUGUUUUUCAAUAUUUGUAAUUUAUCGAUAAAAUUAUAAAAGGUAUCGAUACAUAACAGUCUAAAGUGUGCGCUACUCUACAUAAUAUUAUUAUAUAUAAAGUAUAAAAAAGUAUACAUUAUAUAUAUAUUAUAUAUAUAUACAUAUAUAUUAUAUAUGAAAAGUAUAAUAUAUAUAUUAUACAUACAUUGGGAUUGGUGAGAAUAUACGGUUUUUUCGCUUUGGAGUGUUAUUUUCUGAAAAUAUUGAACAAAAUAUGGAAAAAAAAAUUAAUAAAACCAAUGAGUAAAAACAAAACAAAGCCGUGUCCGUGUGAUUUUUUCUUCUCACCCGAUGGACGACACGUCGUCAACGACAGGCGAUUCUCUGUUGGAUUUCGCAGUUGUAUUCACAUUCCGUGAAUGCACAGAUGUGAGUAUCCGAUGCGAAUAAUUUUACAUGACGCGUAACCUGAUUUUCAAUUCAUAAUAUAUAAAAUCAUCUAACAUGUCGAGCUCUGAAAGAAGUUCAGUAUUUAAAGAAGACCACGAUAAAAUGAUUGAAAAUGAGGUUAUUUAAUAACAUAUAUUAUUUUUAAGAUCUAAUAGUUUAACGUGUUCUAAUUUACACAGAUUUAACCAUGGAUUUAUCUUUUAUUAAUUUUCUCAGUUAAUAUAUACGAGCAAAGGUUAAUUGAUGACUUAGAUUUUACCUUUGAUAUGUCAUAUUGAUUAUAUGUCGCAUUGACUAAUGCAAAAGUUACUAUCUUGCGAUGAUAAUAAUAUUGUAAAUUUCAAUUUGAGGUCACAGAUACGCGACGGGAUUAUAUGUAUAUGCCGAUACUUCCAAGCACUUUUAAAAGCCUUGUAGGGAAGGCAGUAAAGAUUGAGAUAGAAGAACCGCGAUAUGUCAUCGAGUUAGUGAAAUUUUUAAUAUAAAACUUUAGAUUUUAUAACAGUUGGAAUUACGAAGAAAUAUUUAAUCGCUGCGCAGAUUGCUAGGUGAUCUUUUGGGAGUCACAGAUUACAAAACUAACAAGGCUGCUUUCUGGUUUUUGGACACAAUAGCGCUUCAAGUUUUACGUUACAAACAUCUAGAUGAUCAUUAUAAAGGCGUUUUAAUUAGCUGGUUGGCAGGCGAAAUGAAAUUAAUUCGAGAUAAAAAACUCUGUCGCGAAAAUUUUAUCAAGGAAAUGAGAACUUUAUUUCUAUCUGCUGAAAAAUUAUUUAGUGAUGAUCAGUUACCGUACUGGGAAUUACUCGUGGAUGAACGUUCUGAAAUUAUAUCAAAAAAUCUCAUCACUGAUAAACUUGUCACAAAUAGAGCAAAAUAUUUAAUCACGAAUGAAUCGUCUAAAGAGGAAUUAAUGGCAGAAGAUAACGAGCGUGCAUCUCGAGAAAAUAAACAUUCUUUCGUUGAAAAAAGUUCGAAUAAUUAUAAUUAUAGAGAAUGCGAUAUACUUUCCGUUAAUUUAUUACUGUCUUUUUUUGUCGCACAGAAACGAAACAAUUUUUAUUUUAGUGUAACGAAUAAUGAAGAGAAACCAAAAAAUAUUGAACUACCAUUAAGCACAGAAAAUUCGCAAACAGACACAUUCACAGAUGCAAAUACGAUUAAUGAAUCCUCCAAUUUAAAAAAUCCAAGCAUCGUACUUGAUAUGAUUAUUGAAGCAACAUACAGCAUGUAUGCUAAUGAAUUGCGGUAUGCUCUUAUACAUGCAGUUUUCGUAAUGCCAAUACAAAUAAAAAUUUUUCACAUGCCACAUACUCUGCGCAAACCACGUCAAAUUAAACUCGCGGAUGAAAAAGGAUCAUUUGAUAUGCAACUUUGUCAACGCUUGGAGAGGACUGCUAAUGAAUUGACAAGUCGCGACCGCAACGGCAAGAAAUAUAAAGAAAAAGAAAAAACCAACAAUAUAAAAGAAGAGCGAACAGUAGCGGAAGAUUUAAAUAUGGAAAUUCCUCCGACGCCACGACCUUCUUUCAGCGAGGAUGAAGCAUUAGCCAACAAUCGUCGGUUUAUCUUGCCGUUAAUAGAAGCAAAGGAGGCGACACGGAUUUUCGAGAUGCAUACUGGAGAUACGUAACGAGGAUAAAUACAAACAAUCAUGAUCUAACGGUGUUAUAUCUAAUUUGACAAAACGACACGGAUCUUCCAAAUUCUGCUCAAGUUUUCCUAAUUGGCCGUACUUGUUGGUGCCA